Tarenaya hassleriana is the source of this 793-nucleotide messenger RNA. RefSeq names its product TSK-associating protein 1-like. The record is from RefSeq and is a predicted model, not a curated record. Bases 52 to 582 code for a protein of 176 amino acids. The transcript is spliced from 9 exons. Lineage: Eukaryota; Viridiplantae; Streptophyta; Magnoliopsida; Brassicales; Cleomaceae.
UUGACGGUCUCUUCAACCUUUCAAGUUGCAGUAUCUGCAAAAACAAUCGCCAUGGGAAGCAAGUUUCUUGUUGUGUGUCUGUUUCUGUCUCUUGUUAUUGCAAGCUUCGCCGAGGUUUCUUGUCAGUAUGAAGCGGGUCGAAAUGAAGGAAGCAGAGGUUCGAGUAUGUUGGAACUGAUAGAGCAUGAGCACCAAGCCACCAAGCAACUAAAGAUUGAUGAUUUCACCGGAGGCAAGGAUGAUGAAGAACUAUCUGCAAAGAGACAAAGUAUGUUAGAAGAGUUCGAACUUGAAUAUGAAGCUUCUGCAAAGCGUCUUGAACAACUUAAGUUCGAUCUCGAUGCGGGCAAUGAUGUUGAAGAACUAUCGGCGAUGAGAAAACUUAUGUUGGAAGAGAUUGAAAGUGAAUAUGAAGCCGCUUCAAAGAAUCUUCAACGACUAAGAGCUGGUUUCACCGAGAGUAAGGAUGAUGAAGAACUAUCUGCAAAGAGAAAAAACAUGUUGGAAGAGAUCGAACGUGAAUAUGAAGCCGCUGUAAGGGGCAGUAGACAAACAGCUCUUGGUGGUUUGAGCAAAGAUUAAGACGAGGAAGAAUGAUCUUUAUGAAGAACCGGUUAUCAAUACCGGUUAUGGGGUGAAUUUUCAGAAUAAUUGGUAAUCGACUCGGUUUAGUUACCACUUCUUUGUGACAGACUCGAGUUCGUUUUAAAAUCUCAGCUACUGAAAACACUUUGUAUUGCAUUUUGGAGUUUGAAUCGAAUAACACAGAAAAAACCGAUUCAAUGUUCUAAUC